AAAGAAAAAAAGAGAAAGACAGAGAAAUUCUUUCCUGGUGGGAAAGAACAAAAACCUUCCUUCCUCCAAAACAAGACCCCCACAUCUCCUUCCCAACCUACCCCUUUUCAGUUUCUGUACCCUCCCUAUAACCCUUCGUCAUUCCAUUUCCACCGUCGGAUUCGGGACCCGAAACAUCAGAUCAACGAUGGAGAUUUCGCUGAUCGCCGAUGCUGUCUCUGUAGCAACGCAUGGUCUUGGCUUCGCCAAAAUCCUCCUCCGAAGCCAUCAUUCCUCAAAUAACAUCCUCGCCGUCGUCUUGCCCAUGGACGCUAUCUCUCCGCCCACAGUCCGAUCGCAUAAUUUCAGAUCUGCCCCUCGGACGCUCGUCCGGAGGAUGCGGCGUACGAGGCGGAGAUCCCUCACGGAGGAGGAAGGCGUGGACGGCGGCGACGAGGGGUUCUUCGGGAACGGAGACGGUCCGUUUGGCGGAGGUGGAGGCAGUGGCAGGGGGUGGAAUUUCGACGGGUUCGGAGGUUCGAAUUGGGAAGAAUCGUCAUCUUCGCCGUAUUCGGAUCCGGCAUUCGACUUCGUCUAUGGGGUACUUUGCUGGAUCGUUUUCUCUAAUUGCAUGCAUUUCGCUUUCAAGCGGGCCGUCCAAAUUGCGGCAGGCGGAGUAGGGGAUCCAUCCAGGGAGAAGGUCCCAAUGCGAUUGGUGCCAUCGGUGUGCUGAUGUGGCACUUGUAUAAGGUCCUGAUUUGAUGGACGGUGGGCUGGUAUCAAUCUUGCCGUCCAGGAAUUGAAACAGGGAAUGGAGGAGGUUGGGGAUUGCUUCUGCCCUAAUUUGGGUUGUCUUCCAUAAGAUUAUUCUAAUGUAUAUAUGUAUAUCAUUGUCAUCGUAGUUGUUGUUUUCGUCGUCAUCGUCGUCGCUCUUAAAAUCAUCAGUUCACUUGUUUAUAUGAUUUGUUCAUGUA
Molecule: messenger RNA, 953 nt
Organism: Magnolia sinica
Lineage: Eukaryota; Viridiplantae; Streptophyta; Magnoliopsida; Magnoliales; Magnoliaceae
Exons: 1
Coding region: 188-712 (174 amino acids)
Source: RefSeq, a predicted model, not a curated record